AUGGCGGCGAAAGAAGGAAGUAAGGAUAUGUCGAUUGACGUUGACGAAGUCGCUACAGAUGGUGAUGUCGUUCUGAUCGUUGGUUCCAACAAGACGAAGCUUCGAGUUCAUUCUCUGUUCCUCAAGACCGCUUCAAAGGUACUUGGGGCGAAGGCGGGGACCCGUACGAGCGAGGGUCAGGAUAUUUCCAAAGACGAUGCGCAAGAGGUUUUCCUGCCGGAAGAUGAUGUGGGCGCCAUGAAGACUCUCUGCGCAGUCAUUCACCUCCGUAGCCAUGCAGCUUCUGAUGCCUUCACUCCGAGCGAAGUCCUCAAAAUUGCGAUUGCCGCGGACAAGUAUGACUGCAUCGUCGCCCUCCGAGAUGCGAGUGGACAUUGGCUGAAGCCAGCGGAGAACGGCAGCAUUGACGAUCUCAAGUUCCUCAUGGCAGCUGCCUAUUUGUUCGAUAAUGCGCGGGCCUUUAAAGAAAUCACGGCUGCACUGAUCCUCCAUCACACAGAUUCCUACCUUGCCCUAGCACAAGGCCAAGUCGAGUCUCUCAUACCUCGGAAGAUCUUCUGCAUGUUGAAAGAACGAAGAAGCGGAACACGCCUAAAAUUGCAACAGGUCCUUGUGAAUAGCGCCAUGUACGACAGCUCUGACUGCCGCUGCGGUUGGGCCGACGAAUAUGCUUUUGCUUAUAUGGCACUGCUAGAGCGCGAGAUUUUGUUGCCAGAAAACAUGCUUAGCCAGUCGAUUGCGCACCUUAUGCAGAGAGCGGAACAGAUGGACGGUCCUACGCCUCCUCAAAAGGAUUUCUCCUGCGAGCAAGCCAAGGGGCAUCGAAAUGAAGCAACUCAGGAGGCACGUCGGCCUUUGCAUAGACGAUCUCCGGGGAGGGAGCACUACAGCAAACCUAACGUGCCGGAUCCAGCAGUAGUCGAAGGAGAGAUGUCCUUUAAGAUCAUUAGAGUAUUCUAG
Molecule: messenger RNA, 960 nt
Organism: Endocarpon pusillum Z07020
Lineage: Eukaryota; Fungi; Ascomycota; Eurotiomycetes; Verrucariales; Verrucariaceae
Exons: 3
Coding region: 1-960 (319 amino acids)
Source: RefSeq, a predicted model, not a curated record